GUUCGGGCGAUCCAUUUACUCCGACUGAAGAGCGGUUAACGAUGACGAUUUGCGUUGAUUUUUACUCGUUCUAUUGGUGUAAGAAUAGCUGUAUGCAUAACACUCUGUGUUAUUUGAUUAGUGCUUCUACAACUCCAGAUCAAUCACCAAACUCAAACAAAUGAGAUCUAGCUAGCAGUUAGGCUGCAAGUAAUCACUCGGAUAGAUGGAUUUCGAACCUAUGUGCCGCUGAGGAAAAUAAAAAAUCAUCGGGUUAGGACAUAAGAUGGCUCAGGGUCUGUAAUAUGUCCCCUAGAUACUCAGAUCAGGCAUUACAAUGUUGUGAGGCCUGUAACGAAGUAUACGGGAGAUAGGACAGUGGUCUCGUGCCUUGUAACGAAUGUGAUGUUGCAGCAAGUGUCUUACCGUCAGUCAGAAACGCUCGAAUUUCUUCGAACUGUAGGAUUGGACAGUUUACAGGCUUGUUUAUGGUUGUCUGUAAAUUUACCUUAUUUAAUCAGAGGAUAUCCACAGCGAAUUGGGAGCAACUCAGCAGGCAGUCGUAUCCUAGCCAUGAUAACAUCACUUCAUCGUUAAUUAAUGAAUUUAAAGAAAUACUGUCACACUGUGGAAGUGGUCGGACAAGUAGACAGUUCGGAUAUUGAUGAGUAUCCCUUCAAAUAAAGGAAAUUCUGUCGCUGAAGAUGUCUUUAUCUCGCUCGUGCUCUAGAUGUCAGCCACGCUACGUGGAAGAGGAGCUGCGUGUCAACGAAUUUUACAGAGGCCGGGGGCUUCUGACAACGGUUCCUUCAUGUAUUCUACUAUGAAUUGGAAAAGUAAAAGCGGCGCUCUGUUGAUCAUAACCGCUGUUAGUGCGCUUGUUAUGAUCGUGGUGGCGUCGUGUACACUCUCGGGAGUUCUCAAAUUGAGAUCGUCUGAAGAUGAAGCACUGAAAGCUUUGAAUAAGGCGAUUCAGGAUGUCCACGGCCUGAUCAACCCAACCACUACGACGACGCCAGCGCCACUAGGCCCGCCACCUGAACCACAAUGUCCUGCUAAUCCGACAGACGAGGACAAGUUUGACUGCCAUCCCGAAAGAAACCCCAAUAUUUUUGCAUGCGCUGCUCGUGGAUGUUGCUGGGACGCUUCACCGAAGCAAAAGGAACCGUCCAGUGAUAACCCAGACCCAGUAAAUGUACCCCAUUGCUACUUUCCUCCUAAUGGAUUCCAAGGAUACAGGAUAACAAAAUCGACCAGGCAAAAUAAUGGAUUACAACUGAAGCUAGAGCGGCAGGUUCGCUCAGGACUUCCACGGGACGAGGUCGAAGUAGUUGUGACCGUGCUUCAUUACGACUACAAUACUGCCAGAAUAACGAUCGACAGCGCCUCUCGACGACGUUGGGUACCCCCAUUGCCGCCUAUCGCUGACAAAGCCACGGAACGCGAUGUGGGCUUUGAAAUAAGUCUACAAGAAGAGAAUAUUCUCACUGUCUACCGUAAAGAAAAGAAGGGCAACCCAGGGACGGCCUUGUUCGCUGCGCAUUUGUCAACUCUGAUCUUCUCCGAUCAGUUUUUGCAAAUCUCCAGUGACCUUCCGUCUUCCCAGGUUUAUGGUCUAGGAGAAAUGAAAGGCUCAUUUUUGCAUUCCGUAAACUGGACCCGCAGGAUUCUGUUUAAUAAGGAUCAACCACCUAAGCCAAACCGCGCACUAUAUGGAGCUCAUACCCUGAUGGUAAAUCUCGAUAAAAACAACAAGGCCAGCGGCGUCUACGUCAAAAACAGCAACGCUAUGGACGUCAUCCUACAACCAAAACCUGCAGCAACGUUUCGCGCAAUUGGUGGAAUUUUCGAUUUCUUCAUCUUUACAGGACCGACCCCAGGAGAUGUGUUCUCCCAGUAUCAGCGUCUAGUGGGUUUUCCGGCGAUGGUGCCGUAUUGGAGUCUUGGAUUCCAUCUUUGUCGCUAUGGUUACGGGACGCUGAACAAAACCGUCGAGACUUACGAACGAAACAUCAACAAAGGGGUUCCUCUGGAAGUUCAGUGGAACGACAUCGACUAUAUGGAGAAUUUCAACAUGUUCACUUACGACAAAGUAGCUUUUGCGGGUUUGCCCGAUUUUGUCAAGCGACUACAUAAGGACGGACGGAAAUACGUGAUGAUUUUUGACCCCGCAAUAUCUGGAUCUGAGACGCCUGGGACAUACCCACCAUACGAUAUUGGCCUCGAAAAAGAUAUCUUUGUCAAGAACGUUACCGGACACGUUGUUAGGUACAAGGUAUGGAACCUGCAUUCGUCAAUUUUUCCGGACUUCUCCCACCCGCGAAUCGAUGAAUACUGGACAACCCUAUCUAGAGAAUUCCAUAAGGAGAUCGAUUUUGACGGCGCAUGGAUUGAUAUGAAUGAGCCAUCCAACCAAUUGAAUGGCGUAAACGGUACGUGUCCUGAUACGUCACUCGAUUACCCACCUGUUAUCAUCGGCGGCGAAGCGUUAUUUACGUAUACGGCAUGCAUGUCCGACAGGAUGUAUGCUGGCAGUCAUUACGAUCUUCAUAACCUUUACUCGCAUCUUGAAGCGCGGGCAAUGUAUAGAGCUCUAGUAUCGAUUCGACCCACAAAACGGCCCUUUAUCAUCUCGCGCUCAACGUCAUCAGGCCAAGGCCUGUGGUCAGGCCAUUGGACAGGCGAUAUUGACUCGACGUGGGAUGAUCUGAGACAGUCGAUUCCUGACAUAAUCAACUUCGCUAUGUACGGAAUGCCUAUGCUAGGUGCCGAUAUUUGCGGAUUUCAAUACUCUACAACUGAGGAGCUGUGCGCGCGUUGGCAGGCCGUUGGUGCCUUCUAUCCAUUCACGCGAAACCAUAACGAUUUUAACCAGUCUGAACAAGAUCCUGCAAUAAUGGGAAAUCGCGUACUUAACGCAACUAUUAUUACGUUGCAAAAAAAAUACCUCUUUGCGCCAUACCUUUACACUCUGUUCUAUCGGGCACACGUCUAUGGAGAAACUGUUGUCAGAGCUAUGAUGUUCAACUUUGCGUCGGACCCCAAAAGCCACUCAUGUGACGAACAAUUUAUGUGGGGAGAAGGUCUCCUCAUUGCUCCAGCUCUUUAUCAGGGCCAGACGCAUGUCACACCUUACCUUCCGGACGGAGUAUGGUAUCACUUUAACAGGAAUGGCUUACCACUCAAUCCAACAAGUAAAUCCAACGUGUCAUUGGAAGCACCAGUAACUGAUAUAAACCUUAUUCUGCGCGGAGGACACAUACUCCCAGCUCAAGACACGAGUGGAGAAACUCUAUCGGGUAAUCGCAAGAACCCUUUCUUCCUGUUCGUAGCAUUGGAUGAAAACAAGAACGCGCAUGGCCAGCUGUUUUGGGACGACGGUGAUUCCCUUGACACUGUUGAAAACGGUGACUUCAGUCUGGUGGAAAUGAGUGCACAAAAUGGAGCUAUUAUCACCCGUCCAGUUCACGUCGGUUACACCGAGGAGAGCGUCACCGUGUCGGCAAUAAACAUAUUCGGUGUUCGGACAAAGCCCACGACUGUAGAGGUCAAUGGUGGUACACAUCAUCCUGCCAAGAUUACAUACAACGCAACAACGCAGUUACUCCAGCUGCAAAAUGUGCAGAUCGAUCUUCUGGCGCAACCGAAUGUUGUUACGUACUUUUAACCUAACAUAACCAGAAUGUAUUCUUUACCUCGAAGUAUUUCUGUCGUUUUUUUCGUCUAAACGAUUAAUUCCCUUGUUUGAAAUUGAACAAUCGCUAGUGAAGCCUUAUUUCAUGACAGGCACACCUUUUUUUUUGUUUUUUUUGCCAAUAUAGGAUAAAGAAAUGAAAAAAACUCAUUCUUCAAUAUGACAGGCCAUAAUAAAGUAUAUUGUCAUAAGUGUUAA
This is a messenger RNA of Varroa destructor (honeybee mite), 3871 nucleotides long. RefSeq names its product lysosomal alpha-glucosidase-like. Gene Ontology annotation, biological process: carbohydrate metabolic process. Lineage: Eukaryota; Metazoa; Arthropoda; Arachnida; Mesostigmata; Varroidae. The record is from RefSeq and is a predicted model, not a curated record. Gene Ontology annotation, molecular function: alpha-1,4-glucosidase activity; carbohydrate binding.